UAUUAUUUGUAAUUUUGUUUUAUUCACAUUUUAUUAAUUUAUCAUUUUAAUCUUACAAAAUAUAUACAGAAUAUAUGUGGGCGCCAAAUUUUGGGUCAUAUAGGCCACACUUGUACUAUACCAAAUAUUAAUGUGGUCUACAUGACCCAAAAUAUCAUGUUCACAUAUGUGGAUACCAGGACUUUAAUCAAGUUUUUUUUUUUUAAUUAUUUAUUUAAUUUAAUUAAUAAAAUUGUCAAUUGUCUUAUAAAAUGUUACAAAUAAAUUCCUCAAAUUUAAUUCUUGAUUGGUAAACAGGUCAUAAUUUCCCCACGCUAUGUCCCCUUUUAAAUUCCUCCCACUACUUGAGAAUUCUUUCACAAUCCCCUCCCACCAACCCAGCAUGACUGCUGGCUAUCUUCACCAAUUUGGCAAUCAUCACACUUUCACUCUGUCAUCUGACUAUCCGACAUCCUAGACAAGCGGUCUGGUCCAGUGGUGAGGACGCCCCAUAAAGGAUAGGCAACAUUAAAUCAUCAGGAUGCUGUUUGUCUUCUUUUUAUGGUCUGUUGGGUUCUUCUUCAAGAUUGGGACAUGCACUGCAGCCCAAUCCGAGCUGAGAAUUACUACAAUCCUGCAAGAGCCUUACACAAUGCCCAAAGGAUCACAAUUGGAAGGCUUUUGCAUGGACUUGCUGUCAGAAGUAGCUAAAAAACUGGACUUCAAAUACAAAGUGCAUCUGGUGAAGGAUGGCUCUUACGGCAGACAAGAUGACAACGGGCGCUGGAAUGGGAUGGUUGGCGAAGUGGUGCGAGGGGAGGCUGACUUGGCGAUCGCUCCGUUGACCCUCACUGCCGCUCGGGAGAAGGCGGUCGGCAUGAGCAAACCCUUCAUGCAGACAGGAAUAAGCAUCCUGCUGAGGAAGGACAUCUCAGAGGGGACCGGAUUCUUUGAUUUCCUCACUCCCUUUUCGGCUGAAACUUGGAUUGGUAUCAUCAUCGCCUACCUGGGAACUGCUGUUUGCUUCGCUAUAGUGGCAAGAGUGAGCCCGAGUGAGUGGAGUCAACCUCAAAGUGAGCAGAACACUUUCAGCCUUCCACACAGCCUAUGGUAUGCUGUUGGGGCGCUAACGCUACAAGGUGCCGGUCCACAUCCCCGCGCUUUCUCCGGACGCGUCAUCUGCUGCAGCUGGUGGCUUUUUGCUAUGGUCAUAUUGGCUUGUUAUUUCUCGAACCUCAGUUCUUCCAAGAGCCCUGAAUCCACCCAGCUGAACGUGAAAGGCUUUGAAGACUUGGCCAAACAGGAUGUGAUCGAGUAUGGCUGCCUGAGUGCCUCCUCUACGCUGGCCUUUUUCAAGAAUUCGGACAACCCAGUGUAUCGCAGGAUUUUCGAGCACAUGGAGAGAAGUAAAAGUCUGGUGUUGACCAUGGAUGAAGGAAUCCGGCGCGCAAAGGAAGGCAACUUUGCCUUUAUUGGAGAGUCUGUGUCUCUGGACUUAGCAGUGGCACGCCACUGCGACCUGGUCAGAGCGCAUGAGGUGGUCGGCAUGAGGGGAUACAGCAUCGCCGCCACUCUUGGAUCCCCCAUCAUAAAGAACCUGAGCGUGGCCAUCCUGCAGCUAAGUGAGGCAGGCGAACUGGCUUAUCUGCAGAGCAAAUGGUGGGCCAGCAGCUGCCUGGAGGACAAGGCCAAGGUGACAGCUUUGCAUCCGCAUAGUCUCAAGGGGAUGUUCGCCGUGCUCGCGCUAGGCCUGACAUUGGGAAUGCUGCUGGCUGUGCUGGAGCUCGCCUCCAGGAGUCGCAGCAGAGCGGAGGAGGAGAAGAAAUCCUUCUGCCGGGUGCUGACUGAAGAACUCAGCCUGCGUUUCAGAAAAAACGACAACAACAGUGCAACAAAGCGAGCUCAAGAGCCUGCUGAAAAAGAGACAGAAAAGGCAUAGAAUCUUUCUUCACACACUGACAAAAGACCCUUUCUGAUGGCCUAUAACUCUUUUAAAACCCCAUACAUAAUCAAUGGCUUGGUAACAAUAAUACAAAUACUCAAACAAUUAACAUCUCUAACUAUGAACUAUAUGUAAACAAUUGCUACUAGUAUGCUUCUAGAAAUUUAAGGAAGCUUAAAAUAAAAACAGUCACACAAAUUUUGUUAUUUUACAAUGACACGCCAAUAAAGGAACUUAUUCCUUGUUAGAAUUUCAUCUAUUUGAAGGCUGCUUUCCUAUUUCAGGACCUGGAUGACAAAUUAAGUGCUUUGCAAAACAGUAUAGCAUUUUAUUUUACUAUGACAUGCCAAUAAAGGAACUUAUUCCUUGUUAGAAUUUCAUCUAUUUGAAGGCUGCUUUUCUAUUUCAGGACCUGGAUGACAAAUUAAGUGCUUUGCAAAACAGUAUAGCAUUUUCACCGAAGAAUUUCAGUUAUUUCAAAGUCGGCCAGACAAGGUUAACCCAACUGUGGUAACAUUGAGAUAAUUUCUGUGACCUGUUUUCACCACAUCACGUUUGUUCAUGCUAUUUGGCAUCAGUGUGCCUUGACUGAGUGCCAGUAAAGAGAUGUUGUUUUGUCGGGACAUGAUUAUUAAAUUUUUUUUGUUUUAUAUUUUAGGCCAAAAUUAGUUUCAGACUUUACAGACAGUAGCCGCCAGAAAUAUUAAUGCAGUAGUAUAUAUUUUCACAAAAAGUCUGUUAUCAAUUUUUAAUAAACAAAAAAACAAAAUGGAAUCAGGAAUUGUAGAUAUAAUUGCUUAUAUGGUAGUCUCCAUGUUUGCCUGGUCAUAAAGCACAAUAUUCGAUAGGAUUUGAAAGAUCAGUAAAAAUUCUCUCAAUUGGCCAGCACUCUAAAAAAAUGUCUUUUUGUUUUUGUUCAGCUCAAUACCCGGCAUUUCAGUUUGUUCUGCUGGGGAAUAUGUAUGUUCGUAUUUGAAAGACCGUGAAUGUGUACUGUUAGCAAGGGAUAGGGACAAAACCCUGCUGCCUAUGAAGAAAAUGAGUAACAGACACGGAUUCAAAAACAGAUAAGACAGAUGACAGAAAAGCAUACUAAGCUAUGACCGGCCUAAAUGAAGCUCAUCUAUUUUUAACCUAUGCGCUUGGCAGCAAAAUGCCACCACAUGGCU
This is a messenger RNA of Corythoichthys intestinalis (scribbled pipefish), 3090 nucleotides long. RefSeq names its product probable glutamate receptor (gene grik6). Gene Ontology annotation, molecular function: kainate selective glutamate receptor activity; transmitter-gated monoatomic ion channel activity involved in regulation of postsynaptic membrane potential. The coding region runs from base 521 to 1918 and encodes 465 amino acids. Gene Ontology annotation, cellular component: kainate selective glutamate receptor complex; plasma membrane; postsynaptic density membrane. The record is from RefSeq and is a predicted model, not a curated record. Gene Ontology annotation, biological process: modulation of chemical synaptic transmission; monoatomic ion transport; synaptic transmission, glutamatergic. The transcript has 10 exons. NCBI's taxonomy places the organism in Eukaryota, Metazoa, Chordata, Actinopteri, Syngnathiformes, Syngnathidae.